Molecule: messenger RNA, 4104 nt
Organism: Venturia canescens
Lineage: Eukaryota; Metazoa; Arthropoda; Insecta; Hymenoptera; Ichneumonidae
Product: homeotic protein labial-like
Exons: 2
Coding region: 1-2025 (674 amino acids)
Biological process (GO): regulation of transcription by RNA polymerase II
Cellular component (GO): nucleus
Molecular function (GO): DNA-binding transcription factor activity, RNA polymerase II-specific; RNA polymerase II cis-regulatory region sequence-specific DNA binding
Source: RefSeq, a predicted model, not a curated record
AUGAUGAUGAUGGACAUGGGCAUGUACGGGACCUACGCCAAGCAGGACACUUAUCAUGCUAAUUAUAAUUUGUCGUCGCAUGGCACGAGUGUCGGGUUAAGUUUGAGUCACGGAGUAGUCGAGCAGGGCUCGAGUUCGCCCGAAUUGGGCUUAGUGCCCGGUAACAGUGGAUCCCAUUAUUACCCCCACGGCGCUGUCGCCCCGUACUCGACGACGAGCGCCUCGUCUUCAACGGCCGAGGUUGUUUAUCUGCAACAUCAGCAGCAGCAACAGCAGCACCAGCAAAGUUCCGGCACGGAAUCGAGCGCCGUUGAUAGCUCAGCCACGCCACCUCCGGCGCUUCAAGCUUUUUAUUCGCCCUCGGGGGCGCUCCUUCACGAGGAUACCCCGCCAAUUAUCUCCUCGGAGAAUGGCCUGAGCUAUACGAACCUCGAUUACGCCAAUUCUCCACCGAGUUACGUCCCAGGGAUUUCGGUCGUCCAGCAACCGAACUUGCAUCACUCGCAUCAACAUCAUGCCCACCAUCAUCAGCACGCCAAUACGCCCCAUGGAUCGGCUAUGGGCUAUCAUCACAUUCAGCACGCAGGGCCUCCCAGCAACGCAUCUUACUGCAGCAGAGACGACAGUCUUCAUUCCCCAGGCCCCCCGCAUUCCUUGCCCAUAGCUUCGGGCACAACUAUUCAUUCGAGCCAACACCAGCAGCUCGGCCAAGGAGCCCAGCAGGCCUCCGGGCUCGCGAUAGCCCAGGAUCACGAACGUCUUCACAGCCUCCAACAAUCUAGUCAAACCCAGCACCAUCAGCAUCUCUCGCAUCCUCACAGCCAUCAUCAGCCCCGCCAGAACCGUGAGCCUCCGGAAUAUCAAAGCCCAACUAGUCUCCUACCUUCUAGCACGACCAACUACCUUCAUCAACACCACUUGACAUCGGUGCCCGGCCCAACGACGGAAGAUUCGAUGCAGUACGCCGCUGGUACGUCCAUGCGAUUGCAGACUGGCUACGGACAUCCGUCGGCGGAUUACAAGGACCACGAGAUCGCCGCGUACCACGCGCUCCACCAGACUCCUACGCACUCCCUUCACGGCCAGCGCAUCCAUCCGAGCCAACACGGUCUUUCCCUGCAUCCGCAUCAUCUGCAUCAAUCGCAACAGCAACAACAACAACAACAACAACAACAACACGGCAUCGCCGCGUCAGCCUCCAUUCUCGGCACGGCCCAACACCAAGCCGGACAUCACCAUCCGCAUCAACAGCAGCAACAUCAACAACCGCAGGCUCAAGUGCCAACGUACAAGUGGAUGCAGGUCAAGAGGAAUGUCCCGAAACCAGUAGGAGCAAAAUCCACUCAAAACGGCGGGGAUUUCGGGAGCAAUGUUGGCGCAGGGAGCGGUCUGUCGAUAGGAUUGGUAUCAGGAGCUGUAACGACGGUUUACUCGCCUCCAGGUACGAGCAACGUAGCCAGUGGGUCUGGGAAUGCCCUCGGACCGGACGGUUCACCAGUGAAUUGUCUCGCGGGGAGUCAAUCGAGCGCCGGAAGUCUCGGGCUCUCAACGUCCUCGAUGAGCUCGUUGUCCACAGGUGCUUUCAACAACACUGGUCGAACGAACUUUACGAACAAACAGCUGACCGAGCUCGAGAAAGAAUUUCACUUCAACAAGUACCUGACGCGGGCUCGCCGGAUCGAAAUAGCUUCAGCGUUGCAGCUCAACGAAACUCAAGUCAAAAUAUGGUUUCAAAAUCGUCGGAUGAAGCAGAAGAAACGCUUGAAGGAGGGCCUCAUCGGUUCGAGCGGCGGGGAGGUCGCUAGCGGUGGGACAGCAUCGACGACCAGCGGCACCGUUUCCGGUGGACUGUUGCCGAACAACGGUUCUGCGCAUCUUGGCAAUAUUUGUCGAAGCACGAGCAGCUCGCCAACGGGAUCGACGAGCCACCUCGAGAUCGGCAGCCUUCAGAGCGGCGGAAUGUCCUUCGCUUCUGACAGCAAUUGCCACGAUUCUCCGCCCGCCGUUGCCAACAACAAGGAAUGACGGCACGACGAAACUUUCGAAUCUUUUACGAUCGAGAGAUUACGAUAGUGCUUUUUUCUUCCUUCGUAACUGCGAGGACUUCGAGCAAUGCCUUUCUGUACAGCCAUGCACCCACCUUCUCAGCGCCAAUUUUUCCGAAGCCAAAUUUAAUUUACCAUUUUUAUCGACUCUAGAAACUCGCCAUUCGUUUCCUCGUGUCCUUACCCCUCCCACAAACAAUCCUUCCAAUUCCGUUCGAACAGUCCCCAAAUCUGGUGUCGCCGAUGCACAUUCUAGCGUUGUAACCAACUCAAUUUUUACGCUCCUUCGUGAAUCAGCCGCGCGGCGAGGCGCUCGCCGGGACAACCGUCGCGUGUCCGUUUUACCUUACUUUUUCUUCUCCCAUAGUCAUUUUUACAGUGUCAUCACGCGACCAUAAUUUAACAAGUAUAGUAUAGCGUGUGUGUGAGCUUUCUGAGGGCGAUACACGACGGAGAGCGCGUGUCCACGUUCACCGACGCCUUUUUUCUCGUCGAAUCUUUCUCUUUCUCUCUUUCUCUCCCUCUCUGACUCCCCAUCGUUAAUUUUCUUCCUACAUUGCUCGAAAUGCUCUCGAACUCGCGCGCACUCGGUGUGAUUUUUCUAAAUCAUUAAAAACUUGGCGAUGUUGCCCUUCGUCGACGCAAGCACGAGCUAAAGAACAGAAAUAUUUCGAUAAGCCCGGGCCGAACGAAGGUCGAAUAUGAAUUCCCCGGUCUAGAGCCGAUACCGAAGCAGCUGACUCACUGCUCCCUUGUAAAUAUAGGUAUAGGAGAGAAUAAAUCGACAGAAAAGUACCACUUAUUACGGAUAUAUACUCUGAUUUAGAGCUUAGUUCAGUAGACUUGAAGCGGCCGAAACCAAAAGUUACCAAGUACCUCGCGAUUCGUGUAUAUUUAAUAAUUAAUAAUGAAAAUGUAACUUAUGCAACUCUUUUUAAUAUAUAUAUAUAUAUAAACAUAUGGACGAAAUAGUGGAUUGUUAAAAUCGGAAAAAUCGGCGCGCGAGGCAGCACACAAAUUUCAACCUGCCAAAUUUCGUUUUUCCAUUUUAUUUACUUUUAUUACUCGACUCAUAUCGCCCAAAUGUCAUUGCAACGUCACACUUCUCGCCCUAUUCUAACUACUUUUUAACUGAGAAAAUUUCAUCGACCUCUUUCAUUAUUUGUUAACGUAGUGUUUUCGCCAUAGUCACAUUCGGAAGUCGACUUCAAUAAAGUGAAUACUCGUUAACUUCAACUUUUGUUGCUCGAAAAGCUCCCCUCAAACUGACGUUUCAUCUGAAAAAUCUGGUAGGAAGUCACGGAAUUAUUGCUGAGAAAUAGAAUAUUCUCUGGCAAUCCCCCACAAAACCUCGUGCACAAAUUUGCUAUUUUUAUUCCAAUAUCAAUAAAAUAGGAUGGCAAAUCCUUUUGAAAUUUGGUUUAUUUGUAAAUUCAAAUGUGAGGAACUCGUCUUUGAAAAUAAUGAAAAGAAGUUCUACAGUUCUGCACAGUUCGGCGAGAAUAGUACCUUAAACGAGCGUGGAAUCGGACUAAUCAAUCAAUUGCGUUGUCUGUAGAUAUAUACGAGCCUGCGUACGUUUUUCCGACUGUGUACCAGUUCAUUGUGAUAGCGCGAAUAUAUAAAUAACUGGUAGCUAAAAUAUAUAGUUGAUUAAAAACGAUGAACUAUCAUAUUUGAGCAAAUAACUUAAUGUAUUUAAAUAUGUAAAUAGAAACCCACCCUCCGUGUAAACUUGUGGAAAAGUCAUAAGUAUGACUACGAAGAAAAACAAUAAAAGAUGAAAAAUGUUUGAAAAAUACUAGUUUCAAUUAUUUGGGAAAAUGUGAUUUUUUCAAUAGCAUUUGAAAGUCUUAGGAAAAAGAUUCAAAUCGACUAAACUUUGGCCAGAGCACUGAAUUGAACUGAGCACAAGUAUCAUUUGUUUGGCAACUUCGAGUUCUCAAAAUUAUCGCGUAAUGUGUUACAUUUUAUUUUUAGAACUCAAAACUAUGCUUAAUUUGCUGUAAAUUAUUAUUUGAAUUAUUUAUUAAAAUCGGAGGAUGCAGGAAAGAAAAAU